Folsomia candida is the source of this 1109-nucleotide messenger RNA. It is a transcript of the gene BCL7-like, whose product is annotated as B-cell CLL/lymphoma 7 protein family member B. The record is from RefSeq and is a predicted model, not a curated record. Lineage: Eukaryota; Metazoa; Arthropoda; Collembola; Entomobryomorpha; Isotomidae. Bases 364 to 792 code for a protein of 142 amino acids. The transcript is spliced from 4 exons.
GCUGGUAGUAGUGUGGUUGACAGUCGAUAGCUCGGAUGGGCAGCAGAGCUCCUCAACUGUCAAUAAUUCAAAUAAUAAAAGUAAUAGUCAAUCAAAACAAUUAUAAACUUGGGCUUUUCAAAUCCAUCCCCACCUUAUCGCCCCCGGUUGCACCUAAAUCUUUAUUAAAUAGGAAUUUCGAGCCUUGCGAAUUGAUUUAAUUCGCAUUCCUGCUCGUGCUGAUUGUAUAGAGUGUUCGUAAAUUACUAGUACAUACCACUGUCAAUAAUACUAGGAUAUUUUGCACUAUAGGUAAUGAAUGGCAAGAUAGUUGAGAAGGAAUUCUAAUCUCUCGUCGGCAUUGUAUACUUUCCAAAGUUGAAAAUGUCACGGUCUGUUCGGGCGGAGACGAGAAGUCGGGCAAAAGAUGACAUCAAGAGGGUUAUGCAAGUCGUCGAUAAAGUUAGGCAUUGGGAAAAAAAGUGGGUCACAUUGGGCGAUACGACGAUGAGAAUUUACAAAUGGGUGCCUGUCGUUGCCGUUGAUAAAAAGAAGAAAGAACAGAGCAACGGAGUGAAAAGGCCACUGACAACUGAAAAUAAUCCACCUUCUAAUGCCGUAUUCAAUGAAGACUCGAAUACCAGCUUCUCAAUCACAAGUGAAUCUCAGGGUGCGGUGGAAUUUUCCGGUGGUGGUUACACCGUCGUUAGUGAAGACUCUCAAAGUUGUGAAGCUUCAUCUCUAGCAAAUAAUUCAAAUUCUGGAUCCGGAGCAUCAAAUAAUAAAAGGCCAAAGUUGGAGCUAUCAAACUAAAGAACUACUUUUUCAUCGUGCUCAUAUUCAUAUUAAAAUGUGAGGUGUGGCAAAAGUGUUUUUACACUGCAGUUUUUUCCCUAAAAGAUUGUUUUGUUUUUAUUAAGCAAGAGGAGCAAUAAGAAUUAUUUUAUUAAAUGUGGUUCUCGAAUUCUAUGUACAAUUUUCACCCUCUUCUUAAUUUAAACCCUUUUACGACCCUAAUGCUUGCUAGUUGGUUAUAUAAUUUAAUUUGAUAAAUAAUUUUUCAUUAAUACGUUCAAUGAGAUUGUUAAAAAUUAUAAUAAUAAUAUUGAAUAAAGCAGAGGGACUGGAAA